Molecule: messenger RNA, 1560 nt
Organism: Cervus elaphus (red deer)
Lineage: Eukaryota; Metazoa; Chordata; Mammalia; Artiodactyla; Cervidae
Gene: SCRN2
Product: secernin 2
Exons: 8
Coding region: 122-1399 (425 amino acids)
Biological process (GO): proteolysis
Molecular function (GO): cysteine-type exopeptidase activity; dipeptidase activity
Source: RefSeq, a predicted model, not a curated record
CCGCCCCCGAGGCCGAAGUCUUCCAGGUCACCUUCCAGGAGCCUCCGCCCCUGGGACAGACCAUACCUGAAGCGGAGGCUGUAGGACUCCGGACUAAGCUGGGGAUUUGCACGGAGAGAGGAUGGCAUCGUGGAGCCCUGACACCCCAUGUUCCUGCGACUGCUUUGCCUCCGUGCCCCCGGCCUCGGCCCUCCCGGCCGUGAUCUUUGCCAAGAAUUCUGACCGGCCCCGGGAUGAGGUGCAGGAGGUGGUGUUUGUACCGGCAGCCACGCACGCCCCUGGGAGCCGCCUCCAGUGCACCUACAUUGAGGUGGAACAGGUGUCCAAGACCCAUGCUGUGAUCCUGAGCCGCCCUUCUUGGCUGUGGGGGGCUGAGAUGGGCGCCAACGAGCAUGGGGUCUGCAUUGGCAAUGAGGCAGUGUGGACCAAGGAGCCAGUCGGGGAAGGGGAAGCCCUGCUGGGAAUGGACUUACUCAGGCUGGCUUUGGAACGGGGCAGCUCUGCCCGGGAGGCCUUGCACGUGAUCACAGUCUUGCUGGAGCACUACGGGCAGGGGGGCAGCUGCCGGGAGGACCCCACGCCAUUCUGCUACCACAACACUUUCCUGCUGGCCGACCGGACUGAGGCCUGGGUGCUGGAGACGGCGGGGAGGCUGUGGGCUGCACAGAGGAUCCAGGAGGGGGUCCGCAACAUCUCCAACCAGCUGAGCAUCGGCACGGACAUCUCGGCAGAACACCCUGAGCUCCGGCCCCAUGCCUGGGCCCAGGGCUGGUGGGACGGGCAGGGCACCUUUGACUUUGCCCAGGUCUUCUCCCUAAGCCAGCAGCCUGUGCGCAUGGAGGCUGCCAAGGCCCGCUUCCGGGCCGGCCGGGAGCUGCUGCAGCAGCAACAAGGGGGUAUCACGGCAGAGGUGAUGAUGGGCAUCCUCAGGGACAAGGAGAGCGGCAUCUGCAUGGACUCUGGGGGCUUCCGCACCACGGCCAGCAUGGUGUCCGUGCUGCCCCGGGACCCCUCCCAGCCCUGCGUGCACUUCCUCACUGCCACACCAGACCCGUCUCGGUCAGUCUUCAAACCUUUCAUCUUUGGGGUGGGGGCAGCCCAGGCCCCCCAGGUGCUGUCCCCCACUUUUGGAGCACAGGACCCUGUUCGGACCCUGCCUCGAUUCCAGACUCGGGUGGAUCGCCGGCACCCCCUCUACCGUGGACACCAGGUGGCCCUGGGGCUGAUGGAGAGUGAGCAGGCUCGGGGGCAGCAGCUUCGGCAGAAGCAGCGGGACCUGGAGCAGGAAGGCCUGGCGGUUGUGCGGGGGCUGCUGACCAGGGAGUGUGCUCCACCCGCCCAGGAGCUGGGCGGCCUCUUCCAGGCCUUUGUGGAGAAGGAGAGCCAGGCAUAUGCCUGAGCCCGGCCCCUCUUGACUUGGCCUGGGGUGCAGGGGGCUGUGGUGGACACAGGACCCCUGGGGUAGAGGGCUAGAGCAAUCCCCUCACCUUGCCCCCCACCCCAGCCUUGUUCUGAGUGGCCAGGUCGGCCUUCGCCCUAAUAAAUGUGUUUUAUUUUCUU